GCUUGCGUACUUCGCGGCUUCCUGAGUGGUUGGCGGCAGCGGCCAUUUUGUGGCUCUUUGGCUUCCCCCCUCUCUCUCCCCCGAUAGCCUGGUCUUGUCCUGGAGGGGACGAGGGACCCUCGGCCUAUAGCACACACAGUUUUUUUGUUUUUGUACCGCGCGUCGAAGCCUCCCUCUCCCUUUGUGCGGUGUCCUGGGUCCGUCUGUGAGCGGCCCUGCCUCACCGCGAUGGAAGACGACGGGCAGCCCAGGACACUCUAUGUUGGAAAUCUCUCCAGAGAUGUGACUGAAGUGCUUAUAUUGCAGUUAUUCAGCCAAAUUGGACCCUGCAAAAGCUGUAAAAUGAUAACAGAGCAAUCCGAUAGCAGAAGGGUCAACUCUUCUGUUGGAUUUUCUGUUUUGCAGCAUACAAGCAAUGACCCUUAUUGCUUUGUGGAAUUUUAUGAACACAGAGAUGCAGCUGCUGCAUUAGCUGCUAUGAAUGGGAGAAAAAUUUUGGGAAAGGAGGUCAAAGUUAACUGGGCAACAACACCAAGUAGCCAGAAAAAAGAUACAUCAAAUCACUUCCAUGUGUUUGUGGGAGAUUUAAGUCCAGAAAUAACAACAGAGGAUAUCAAGUCAGCAUUUGCUCCUUUUGGUAAAAUAUCGGACGCACGGGUAGUUAAAGAUAUGGCAACAGGAAAAUCAAAAGGAUAUGGCUUUGUAUCAUUUUAUAACAAACUGGAUGCAGAAAAUGCAAUUGUGCACAUGGGAGGCCAGUGGUUAGGAGGUCGUCAAAUCAGAACUAACUGGGCAACACGAAAGCCACCUGCUCCUAAAAGUACACAAGAAAAUCUUCAUGCACGAUCUGAUGUGGCUUUUGGAAGGGCUGCCCUGCACUCUGUUUUCUUGACACGCUGCUCUCUGCAUCCAGACAACACAAAACAACUGAGAUUUGAAGAUGUAGUAAAUCAGUCAAGCCCCAAAAACUGUACAGUCUACUGUGGAGGAAUUGCUUCUGGGUUAACAGAUCAGUUGAUGAGACAGACGUUUUCACCUUUUGGACAAAUUAUGGAAAUAAGAGUUUUUCCAGAAAAAGGCUAUUCUUUUGUGAGGUUUUCAACUCAUGAAAGUGCAGCACAUGCCAUUGUUUCAGUCAAUGGAACUACAAUUGAAGGACAUGUUGUUAAAUGCUAUUGGGGUAAAGAGUCGCCAGAUAUGACUAAAAAUUUUCAGCAGGUGGAUUACAGUCAGUGGGGACAGUGGAGUCAGGUGUAUGGGAAUCCACAGCAGUAUGGGCAAUACAUGACCAAUGGGUGGCAAGUGCCAUCUUAUGGAAUGUAUGGACAAGCGUGGAAUCAACAGGGAUUUGGUGUAGAUCAAACACCAUCUGCAGCCUGGAUGAGUGGAUUUGGUGCUCAGCCUCCCCAGGGACAAGCUGCUCCUGUAAUACCUAAUCAGGCUGGAUAUGGUAUGGCAAGUUACCAAACGCAGUGAGCUGGGACUCUCUUUAGAAGUGUGAUUUCAAGAUAGGUUUCAAUUUCCAGUGAUUAUUCUGAAGACUGGAAUAUAGACUUUGGCGGGAGGGGAAAGAGAAUAUUUAUUUUGAAAUUGAAAAUGUUUGGAACCUUUAACACAGCGUUUGCUUUGGUGAAGGACACAAAUGUCUUCUAGUUAUGCCUUUUUAAGUUUUUUUGUUCAUGAUGAAUAUGAACAUGUUUUUCUUUAUGUACAAAAAUUAAAAUAAAGUCAAUAAAGACAAUUCUGACUACAAAUGUUGGUAUGUUAGGAAGAAAUGCUUAAGGAAGAAAUGAUUCUUAGAUUGCCAUUCCACUUUUUGUCUUCAGUGUGUGACAUCACCACUCUUAAGAAAAAUGACAUUAAAGUUGGUUCUAGUUGAAUAUUAAAUUCUGACAUUCUGGCUGUGGACCAAACAUUGCAUCACAGAAGACAAUGCUGUGUCUCCCCCCCGCUCCCCACAAAUAAUCACAAGGUCACCCUGCAGAAGACAUAACUUAUGAAAAUAGCUUUUAAAAAAACAAACAAAUAAUUAAGCUUUCUUAUGUUUGAAGAAACUGAAGCCUAAUAGAAAUAUUUCAGUCUUUGAUGAAAAGCCGUGCUGUCUACAAUACUUGAGCAAACACUUGCUGUCCACAUCCAGGAGCAUAUUAAUACUUUUCAAAUCAAGUUUGCUUUAAAGUACAACACUGCAUCUAAUAUUGGGAAGCAACUUUUUGUUUUUCCAGUAUGGUGCUUAGGCAGUCAUACUUGUGUUUUCAUAAAGUUUGUACUUAACUGCAGUGUUACAAAAGCAUGUUCAGACAUAGAAGUAGAAAUGUAAUUAUUUAGACUAAUACUUAAAAGUCAAAUGUCACCUACUGCUUUAUUUGUGGUAGACUGACAAGAAUGUGGGAGACUGACACUUCCAAAGUUGCUUUAAAAAUUUACACAAAUGUUAUACAAAGGGCCUUAAUUUUAAUUUCAUAACUCUUUAAUUCAGUUCCUUUUGUCACUAGAAAUCUGAAUUAUUUUGCUUUAUGUUACUCAGUAUGUAAAUAUCUUGGUUGACAACCUUGUAUACUUGAAGGUUCAUAUAAGUUGUAUAGUACCUGAGUGUUUUAAAAAAGAAAAAAUCUUGGGAUGUUUUUUAAGUCUAGAAAUAUUUAGCCCAAGAAUUUUUUUAACCAGAUUGUUAAAAUAUCUUAUUUUAGAAAUUCUUCAAUGUGCCAUUUGGUUAACAGAAAUGCAGUUGAAACAAAUAUACUGAGUUGUGGCUUAUUUUUAGUUAAAAUGUUUUUUUGUAUUUUGAGGUGGCUUGCAUGUGACAAACCUGUACAGAGGCUGGGGUUGUUUGUGCACUGAGUGUUUUGGGGAUAAAUCAUGAAGUUGUUUAAAUGGUAUACUUGGGCUAUUUUUCAGUUAUUUUAUGGAUAGAUUGACAAAACUGCCUCAAUAAAUUUUAAGUUGUAAAUGAAUGUAAGUUAGAUGCAAGAACUAAAUGUGUUACCUGCAACAGCUAGGGGGUGCAGAUGUGUCAGCUCCGAAUUUUAAUGUACUGAAGUCCUCUAAUAAGUUGAAUAGGCCCCAUUGCCAUAAUCUGUUCUGAUUGAUUUUCUUUUUUAAAGACUUGCAUUUUGGUAGAUGCAGUUCCAGAAAUGUAUGGGGCAACCUGCAUGUUUGCUUUGUAAACAUAACUCUUAUUGUUAAGCAAUGGGUUGCUGUGCAGAGUCUUGCAUUACAGACCUAGCACAAUUUGAAAAAUGAAUUCAUAUCUUCAUUACUUGGGAGAGUUAUUUCUUUUGGCAAAACUAAUGUCACCUUGCUUCUUGGACAAGACUGCACUGGUGAGUUCUUACAAUUCUGACAGGUGCCUCAUCUGAAGUGACUGCAGAGCUGUUGGUGUUUACAACAGCAGAUUUCUUUGUUCUUGCAGCAUAUGACUGUCCUGCUGUACCUGAAAUAUUUUUAGGGAGUUCUGUGUUCCUAAAUUGUCUUUAAGGCUAGGAAAAUUUGAGGCAGGGAGGGAUGCAACUGCUAUGAACUCUGUUAAUAUUGGAUAUGGUGACCUACGUCAACUAGAGCAGGGGUUCUCAAUGUUGGGCUCCCAGAUCUUAUUGGACUUCAACUCCCAUAAUCCCCAGCCCUGGUGGCCUUUGGUUGGGGAUUAUGGGAGUUGAAGUCCAGUAACAUCUGGGGACCCAACAUUGAGAAUCCCUGGACUAGUCUUGCUUAGCAUAAUGCUGUUGUAUUAGUGCAAGCAUGUAGCACAGAUAUGUGCAAAUAAAAUUAUUUCUGACUAGUUCUUGUGCUAGCAGAAGAUGUUGACAGACUACUGAACCCCUCGUGCAACCUUGUGUAUGUGUCUCACAAUAUCACGGAGCACUGUAACUUCACACAGUUCCCCAAAUUUAAGUGUGCUCAUGACUUCUCUCAUUGCACUAGCGUGACAGUCUAAAUGUCAACCAGUGACGUUUAAAAGUUAUCACUUCUGCUAAAAGAGAAUGUACUCAUCCUUGAAUCCAUUAAGUAAUUGGACUUGCAGUUGCUUUCAAAAGGGAUUAUAUCCUCCAGCUCUAUCUUGAAAAUGAAUUUAUUCUGAAAGUUAAAACUAAUUAAGGAUUUUCAGGGGGUUGGGAUGUUAUACAAAUGUGUGUUCUGUCUCCAUUUAGAUUCAGCAAGAUAUCACUGCUAACAAUUUAAGCUAGUUGGGCAUAGCACUUACGGCCUUAAUCCUGCAGUUUUAAAUACACAAGUGAUUCAGUUCUGAAGACAAGACAGAACAACCACUCCAGGAUAAGGACCUAGGUAUUUUGUCUCAGAAGAUUUUUUUUAUUAACUUUGUUUUUAAAUUCUAAAUCGUUCUGCCAGUUAUUCAAGCCACAAAAUACCAUGUGAUGCUGACUAGGGAGGUUUAAUUUUGUGACAGUUUUAUGCUUUGAGAACUAAGUGUUGCUUUCUUAAAUAUUUCACCAGCACCGUUGGGAUUUUUGUUUUGGGCACCAAAGAGCUUUUGAUGCCACAUUAUUUCUCUCCUGAUUGUUACAACGUAGUGCAAUCUAACCUGCUUUCCAGGUCACAGAGCUCAACCACUAUCCCACCUCAUGCCACCAGGAUUUGGAAUCCUGAUGACAAAAGCACGGUAUGACCUGAAGGGGAAAAGGUGAGCUGAGCCAGGGUUUCAACGAACAUCUGCAGAAAAUGUUUCAAUAAAGCAAAAACAUUUUGAUGACA
Molecule: messenger RNA, 4710 nt
Organism: Hemicordylus capensis (graceful crag lizard)
Lineage: Eukaryota; Metazoa; Chordata; Lepidosauria; Squamata; Cordylidae
Gene: TIAL1
Product: TIA1 cytotoxic granule associated RNA binding protein like 1
Exons: 13
Coding region: 229-1476 (415 amino acids)
Cellular component (GO): cytosol
Molecular function (GO): mRNA binding; DNA binding
Source: RefSeq, a predicted model, not a curated record